Messenger RNA from Esox lucius (northern pike), 3682 nucleotides. RefSeq names its product tetraspanin 4a (gene tspan4a). The transcript has 7 exons. Lineage: Eukaryota; Metazoa; Chordata; Actinopteri; Esociformes; Esocidae. Gene Ontology annotation, cellular component: membrane. Bases 1449 to 2429 code for a protein of 326 amino acids. The record is from RefSeq and is a predicted model, not a curated record.
GAAUGAGAGAGAGAAAACGAGAGAGAGAGGGAGCUCUAGGCAGUCAGACUGGACGGUUGCUAUAACACUGCAGUCUUUUUUCUUUCCUCCGAGGAGGAAGGUGUCUCUUUAUCCCUCUUUCUCUGUGUCUUUCUCUCUUUCUUGUUCUUCACUUCUUCUGGACAUGACCCUGAAGGGGACUUCACUCUCGUUACCCGCCUAGAGAGGAGGAGGAGAAAACAAACGAGGGGACGCACAGAAGGGAGGCUUGAUUGAACGCACUGCUCAACUGACAGGACUGUGGAAAUGAAGGAAAUGAAUCUACAUCAGAGCUGAGAGAGAGAGGGAGAGAGGGAGCAAAAGGGAGGUGAAAAAGAGAGACGGAGUUGGGCAAGUAGCAGACGGGUUUAAAGCAGCUGCCUCGGAAAGGGAAACCGGGGAAAAACAGAAAGGGGGUUAUAUAGGAGAAAGAACGAACCAGGACAACCGAAGAACGAAUGGGAAAACCUGGGAAAGGACAGUGGUAGAGUGUUCACUUAAAGGGAACCAAAGAAUGCUCUCCUCAGUUUAUUUCGGCAUCCUCUUCUCAUUCAUUCUUUCCUUUCAAUGAUCCCUCACGCAUUCCCCUCAGUGGUGUCUCUUUGUCUGCACGUCUUCCUUCUUUUAACUUUCCUGCAUGUCAGCGAAAGUGAAGCCAAGACCAUGAGCACCGGUGAAUAGCUCCAGCUGAAUGUAGUGCUAGCAAUAGGUUUUAAUGAAGAAGUGGUGAUUGUGUAACAGAGGCCAAUUGGCAAAAGUGAUAGAUAGCAGAGUCUGUUCUUUCUGCCAGAACGCUCCUGCUACAGGAUUUUUAAUGGCACCAGGUGUGACGUAUCCCUCAGCCUACCAGAUUAAAGCAGUUUGGGAAGUGUCAGGUGCUCCUUCCCAGAAUUGUGAGUGUCGGAUUGACCUGUGCUUUGCAGGAAAUGGAAAAAGUAUUUAUUUUGACCAAACGAUAGACAGGUGUUGUUGCAGGAUUAAGGUAAAGAAGAGUGAAGUUCAUACUAUAAGGAGAUAGAAAAACUGGAAUAUUAGAGCUCUGGUAAAAUGAAGGUUAGAAGUAGAGGAACAUUGAAUAAUCACUGAUGACAAUACAACACUGUCAACAAACUGAUUUGACUGGAUGUGUUUUAUUUUAAGCUGGACUAUCCCAGCAGGGGCACAGCGCUUCAGCUUCUGUGUCCGACAACGCUGUAAGCUGGGUAGUUUCUAACUUUAGUGGGCACAGUUGCUAUUUCACAAUACUGGUACCAGAACUAUGACAUUUAUCCACUGAGGACAUGCGAUUUGGACAUUAAUUAGACUUUGUGUCUCUGUUCGUGUCUGCAACAUUAUUGAAGUGACUGUUGUUGGGGCUUUCAAAAACGUUUUGACCGAAGGGGUUGGGACAAAUCUUUGGCUGUUGUUAGCAUCUGAUCCUUGGCUUUCCCAUGAGGCGCUCCAGCACGGACGAGACGCCGUACCGGCGUAGUCCUUCGCUGGACAGCAAGCCCGAGACACCACCCUUCACGUCGGGCUUCCACCGAUACAGCAGCGACUAUGAGUAUAAGCGCCCUCCCUUUGCGUUCGGCUUUCACACGACGCCGGGGCCUCAGGCGGCUAAAGGGCGCUACACUACCUCACAAGGGAAGAAAUAUGUGGUGUUUUACCUGGACCUGUCCUUCAUCUUCCUCCUAGAGCUGCGGCGCUGCAGAAUGGCAGAGGGCUGUAUGAGAGGCCUGCGCUAUGGCAUGGUCUUCUUCAAUCUCCUCUUCUGGCUGGGGGGAUGUGGAAUACUGGGCGUUGGGGUAUGGCUGUCGGUGACCCAGGGAAACUUUGCCACACUCUCCUCAUCCCUCCCAUCUCUCUCAGCAGCCAAUCUGCUCAUCGCAGUAGGAACUAUCAUCAUGGUGAUUGGUUGCCUAGGCUGUGUCGGAGCUGUCAAAGAAAGUCGUCCGCUGUUGCUGAGCUUCUUCAUCCUGCUUCUUCUGAUCUUUUUCUUGGAGAUUCUGUCCAUCGUGCUCUUUUUUGUCUACCAAGACCAGAUUGAUCACUACGCCCAGAGGGAUUUGAAGAGGGGACUCCAGCUCUUUGGCACUGAGGGCAACGUGGGCUUGACCAACGCUUGGAUGAUCGUUCAAACUGAUUUCCGCUGCUGUGGAGUGACCAACCACACGGACUGGUUUGAAGUGUAUAACACCAGCCGUGUGCCGGACUCCUGCUGCCUUGAGUACAGUGAUAACUGUGGACUCGAGAACCCGGGGACCUGGUGGACUGCGCCAUGCUACGAGAGGGUGAAGGACUGGUUACAAGAGAACCUUGUGGCACUGUGGAUCUUUGCCUUGUGCACUGCACUCACACAGAUUCUGGGAUUGGUCUUCUCUAUGACAAUGUUCUGCCAAGCAAUCAAAGUGGAAACUUUCUACGCCUAGCAUUUUCACCUUUUUUGCUUCAAGGGACCUCUGACCAGAGCAAGAGGGAGGCACCCUCCCAAACUCCACUCCAACAGACUCUUUCCAUCCCUUGUAUAUUCUGUGAAAAACCGUCUUCAGUGACGCUAUCGCCUACCAAUCCUCAUGUAACAUCUUCACAAUGUCCCUGUACAUGUUAAAGAACCACAGUGUUCAUUCUGGAGCUGAUGGGCAGUUUUUGCUCAAUGAAAUGUUCUUUGCUCAUUUGUGGUCAAUAUAUAAAUGUAAUAUACAGACAUAUAGAGACGUAAUCCUUUUUUAAAGAUACUGUGUUUUAAGUUAUUUGGAAGCAUUCUAUGAUCAGUAAGCAUUUGAAAAUGAGGACCUAUGAUGCAGACCAAGAGUACAUUUGUGCAUUAAGAACGCCAUGCAAGUACUUAAGUGCAUGGCUCUUUUAAUGGUGUUAAUUAAAUGUAUGCUUCGCCUAAAUAGUCUUGGCUUUGAGUUUUUUUUUUUAUUCUCCUUACAGUAAACUGAAAAGAAUGGUAACAUUGACCUCAUAGUACUUGCUCAAUGAAGAGUUAAUAUGCAUGGAAAAAUAUAAAUACAAUAUCAAUACAGCAACUACAAACAGGUGUAUGUAUUCUCCACCACAAAGUAGACAAAAACAAACACCAUCAUGUUCUCUUACAAACUUACAAAGGUAUCUCUAAUGACUGGAUCAGUAAACACAAAAGGAAGAAAUCUUCAAACAAUGCCUUUUCUGCUUCGUUAAAUACAGUAAGUAAAUAGUAAAUAUCAGACUAAUAACCACUAGCAGUUUUAUGACCAAUCCUCACUCAUUCACUACAGGCAGCCUGAGGUUAUAGUAAAAAUGUUUACUUGUUAUUUGAACAUUGAACCAAUGUCCACACUUCUCAGCCCUAGUUCUCACCACAUCAAAGAACCUUGCUAGAAUUGAUUUCAACCUUUUUCUAGUAAGUAGAUUUGCAAUGUAAGAUCAGAGACAGUGUUAUUGUUUUGAUUAGCCUAAGGGCGGAGUGAAACAUGUACCUUAGUCUAAAAGGAGAGUUCACUUAAUAUAACUGGCUUUUCAAAUUCUAUUUCAAAGUCUAUUGGUGUACAUUUUCUACUUAAAAAUGUUGUGGAGUGACCCGUAUAUUGUGCAAACCUUUGUUCCCUUCCCCUCAUAGGAUCCAUAAUUCAUUCCCAUGUUCACUUGCUUUCUCCCAUCCUUCGCUUGAUCAAUAAAACAUAGGCCUACUGUAUACACA